Pieris brassicae (large cabbage white) is the source of this 971-nucleotide messenger RNA. RefSeq lists its product as uncharacterized. The transcript is spliced from 2 exons. The coding region runs from base 164 to 778 and encodes 204 amino acids. The record is from RefSeq and is a predicted model, not a curated record. Lineage: Eukaryota; Metazoa; Arthropoda; Insecta; Lepidoptera; Pieridae.
UUCAAGUUUUAACUAACGGUCAAAGUAGGCUUAAAUCUUUAAAAGUUUACUUUUACUUGAAAUAUUAAAACAGCAUAACGUACAAUUGGUUUCUAUAAUAUAGUAACGUUCUAUAUUAUCAUAUAAAGGUUUUACCUGUGCUUGUAGCGCCAUAUCAAACACAAUGAUAAAAACUAAAAAAUGGUCUGGUGGAACUGAAGAGGAGUAUGAAACCCAGCACUUUGGUUUUGGGUCUCAACGACUGAAAAUAGCUGUUCGACAAAUGGUAGAAGAUAAGAUACGUGCAUCAGUAACAAAGGCUUUUUACGGUGUUCACAAUACUUUAGGAUUGAACGAAACUGAUGAAGUUUUAUUAGCCCAUACACGCGAGAAACUUAUUCGUCUUUAUUGUGAUAAAGCUAGCGCAGCAUUGGUUGUUAUUGAUACUGAAAUUGAAAAAAUGCUAAACAUACCGCCAAAUGUACUUUUACCAGAAGAUGACGAACAGUCUAAGCAGAUUUCUGAAACAGAGUAUAGCUCGUUGAAUGAAGAAGUAAAUAAUCUCAAGAAAAAAGUGCUGCGGGGUGCAUUGAUGGAAUCUUGGUUAUCUAAAGAAGAUAAAGAGUUAUCGUCAAUUGAAGAUGUUAUAGAACUCACAAAAAAAGAUAUGGAAGUGGUUGAUGUGAUGCAAAGGAAUUUAGAAAGUCCAGAUGCAGUUAAAGCUAUGAUUAACAAAGUUCAGUUUUUAAGUGCAAGAUUGCCAUUUAUUGAAAUUGAUGAUAAAUUGUAUAAAGAUUAGGGAUAGAGAUCAUUAGACUGUCGUUUGGGUCUACAGUAUUUUUAUAAUAAAUUGAAAGGAAAUCACGACAAUAUACAUAACAUAUUAAGUGGAUACAAUUUACUAUACAAUGCAAAGUAAAGAUAUCUCUUUAAUAUAUACAUUUUAGAAUGUAUGCUUUUUUAGACAUAUUAUUUACAUAAACAUGUACAUC